CGUGUUAUGUCUUAUUCUCCACGUUGACUUGAACGUGAAAGAAAUACUAUCUACCUGAUGAUGAGAUCUAUAAGUAGGUAAUGUGACCUCCCCUGGGGAACAGUACCCUGGGUUGUCUGAGUGACGGUGCGGUAUACACAGAGGUCGCGCCCCGUCACGGUGUUGUCUACAGCCUGUACCUGCUUAUUCAGACUUCUGGGAUUGCUGUAUGUACCCCGUAAGUCGUAUAGAACUAGGGAUAAUACAAGUGGCUCCGUGUACUCGUCGUAAAGGUUGCAAGCUUUCGGUGUCAACAUUCACGACAAGGAACCCAUAUAGCACCAGGUCACAGAAGAUGUACAGGCGACUUGUCGACGCGCUCUUUGUGGUUCUAGUUAUCUCCGCUGCAUUUGUCUGCGGUCAGCGAACUGCAACUCCGGUCCAACCGGAAGGGGGCGCCACGACACCGUCAGGUCAGGUCAUUGUCCUACAGGCCGAACGUGGACGUGUAGGACAUCUUAGUAGUCCUGGGUUUCCAGACAACUACCCAAUUAGGAGAAGUAUAAUGUGGAGACUUGAAAGUACCUCAUAUGAUGAUGUGGUGCACUUGGCGUUCGACCAUUUUGAUCUGGAGAGGCCAACCUGGAGAGGGAAUUGUUCCUACGACUCUGUCACCGUGUACGACGAUACCGAAAUGAAUAUUUUGAAAGGCAGGUUCUGUGGAAAAAAGCUGCCACCUGAGAUGGAGUCAACCUCCACCGUGCUGACGGUAGUUUUUAUGUCAGAUGCGAGGGUGACACGGUCUGGAUUCUCUGCACGAUACUGGGCAACAGAGAGUACAGGAUUAAUCGAAGACCUGGUUCCUGCUCUGGCUUCUGGCCAUUUCAUUGAGGUCCCAAUGCCCAUCCCCGAUGAGUUUUAUGACUAUUGCAGAGACCUGGACUUCGAACGGGUGACGAUCCCCAACUUUUACGGCCACGAAAGUGCUGAUGAGAUUCUGACUUCGCGGCAAUGGCAGGAGAUGACGACUGUAGACACUUCGUGUCAUCCACAAAUCCAGCCGUUUUUGUGUUCAUUGCUGAUGCCCCAGUUUGCAAUACUUAUGAGUAGGAAAAAGCUACCCUGUCAGUCAUGGUGCAGGGAAGUACGACUCUCCUGCUCAUCUGCAGCCACCAACGGAUCUUUGUUUGAUGACAUUGACUGUACGAGUCUUCCAACCGCUGGAUGCGUCAACUUGGAACCUUCUGAAGAUUGCUACUACGGUAACGGAGAAAACUACAGAGGAAUGGGUACUCUACCGGAAGAAAGUGGACAGACGUGCCUUAAUUGGACAGACGUGCUGGGGCCAGUAAAGACGCGCUUCGAUUGGGCAGAUCCACAGGAGAACUACUGUCGGACUAUCUGGUCAGACACAUACCCAGAGCCCUUCUGUUUUGUGACGAGGGUUUGGGAUGGACAAGAAUACACCUUUCCUGAGCCAUGUGGAUUAAAGCCUUGUGAUGAACCCGGUUGCGGGCCCCCUCCUAAUGUAGAAUCGGGAAGCAGAAGUCCGAUUCAGAAUUUCUACAGGGUGGGGGAAAAGGUUUUCAUCAGCUGUGACGUAGGGUACGUCAUUGAGCAGGAGGAAGAGGACAUGUGGAUAACCUGCACUGAAGAUGGCACAUGGAGCAAGGAAAACCUACGGUGUUCAGUUGACCACAGGUUGGAGCUUGCUAAUACGCUGCUUGCUAAGGAUCGUUACUCUCCGCAACUGGCCCCUAGCAGGGAUCAGGUCAGGGUCAUUUUUGAAGCUGCCGUGGUGGAGAUAAUAGACGCCGACGAAAAGAACGAGAACAUGUUCGCAUCGAUUGCUUUCCGACUGCGAUGGAAAGACAACCGUUUGUCCUGGACCCCCACAAAGUAUGGCAGAGUCUCAGAGCUUGUUGUGACAACGAAGGACGUCUGGAUCCCAAAAGUUUACCUCAGACGAAAUGGUGACGCUAAAUUUAGCGACUUCCCAGAAGCGCCUGUGACAGUGACCAGCGAUGGGCUUGUGGAGUGGGACAUCAUAGAUCUCUUAACAACAACGUGUGAUCUCGAACCAGUGCUGUUUCCUUUUGAUUCCAUGGAUUGCCCUGUGUGUCUGGGAGCAAAUACCCGUGUGGAGAGGUUCUCCUGCCCGGGAAUCCGUGACAACACGUCUGGUACUGAUGAGCCCCAGUCCCACAUCGAGAAUUUCAUGGGGUGUGGGGAGGUGGCUGUGGACGUUGCCGACCAGUGGAACGCACGAUGGACGAUCGACGUGGACGAGGGCGUAUUUGGUGCAGGCUGCAUCAACAUGCAGUUUCACCGCAUCCCGACGUUCCACUUCUGUACCACACUGUCGCCUGUCAUCAUCCUCACACUGCUCAUGUGUAUCACCUUUGUGCUGCCGAUUGAGAAGGGAGAUCGUCUUUCCUACGGGAUGACGAUUUUGUUGUCCAUGGUGGUCUCUCUGGUCUUCAUCACAGAUGUUCUGCCGGCCAAGGGUACUAUGCCUGUUGUAGCGCUGCUGAUUGUCGUGUACAUGUGCAUGAUGGGAUUUUUCCUGAUCGUCACCGUCAUAGUCAUCAGGAUCAGCUCCAGGGACAAAGACCUGCCACCCCUUGUGAAGAAGGUGUUUCUCCGGCAUGUCGCACGGCUGGUGUUCCUGGGGGACCUCACCCAGACUAAACACGGCCACACCGUCCUGGAAGUGGAAGUAGACAGCUUUGAGAUGGGGAAAGGCACGAUGGGAAAUGACAGUAAACCAGCCGAAGCUGAUCCAAAACACCUUCUUGAAGUGCUGCAGUCUCUUAAGGAGUCCGUCAAUGGCCUCAGUAACGCCGUGGAGUCCCUUGCGAUCUCAGCCCCACCCAAGACCACCGAGACGACGGAUGAUGAGGGACCUAAGACGGACUACAGCAAACUUGCUAAGGUCCUAGACCGUCUCUGUCUCACAUUGUUAGGCAAGUUACUCCGACUUAGAACCGCGGUCUUUGCGGUCCUGCUUAUCUCCGUCGCAUUUGUCUGCGGUCAGCAAACUGCAACUCCACCCCGACCGACAGGGGGCACCACAACCCCGUCAGAACAGGUCAAUGUCCUACAGGCCGAACGUGGACGUGUAGGAAAUUUCAGUACGCCUGGGUUUCCAGACAACUACCCAAACAAUACAAAUAGAACGUGGAGGAUUGAAGCUACUUUGCCUGAUGAUGUGGUAUACUUGACGUUCGACCAUUUUGAUCUGGAAAGGCCCAACUUUAGCGGGAAUUGUUCCUGGGACUCUGUUGCUGUGUAUGACCAUAACAACGAUUUGAUAGGGAAAACGCUCUGUGGGGAGAAACUGCCUAAGACCAACUACACUUCCCGCGACCUGUCGGUAGUUUUCAUAUCGGAUGCGAAGGUGACAAGGUCUGGAUUCUCCGCAACUUACUGGGCUUCAUUAGGUACGGGAGAUUCUCUGGACCUGGUUGCUUCCGUGACUUCUGGCCGUAUCCAUGAGGUCCCGGUUCCUGUCCCCGAUGAGUUUUAUAACUAUUGCAAAGACCUGGACUUCAAAGAGAUAACGAUCCCCAACUUUUACAAUCAAUCAAGUGUUGAGGAGAUUCUGGCUUCGCGGCAAUGGCAGGAAAUGACGACUGUCAACUCUUCGUGUCAUCCGCAAAUCCAACCUUUUUUGUGUUCACUGUUAAUGCCCCAGUUUUCACAAAAUGUGAGUACGAAACUACUACCCUGUCAGUCAUGGUGCCAUGAGGUUCGAUUCUCCUGCUCAUCUGGAGCCACCACCGGAUCUUUGUUUGAUGACAUCCUCUGUACGAGUCUUCCUACCGCUGAAUGUGUCAACUUGGAACCUCCCGAAGAUUGCUAUUACGGUAACGGACAAAACUACAAAGGAAUGGGGACUUUACCGAAGGACGGCGAAAAGUGCCUUGAUUGGAACAAGGUAGUAAACAAGAUGUAUUUCAAGCAACACGUCGAAUGGGCAGAUCUACAGGAGAACUACUGCCGGAAUAUCUUUGUCGCAUCCAGAUGGUCAGAACCCUUCUGUCAUGUGGAGGACCCGUAUAGAAAAAAUCUUUUUCACGGCGUGAUUGCUUUCGUCAUUGAGCCAUGUGGUUUAAAGCCUUGUCAUGAAAACGGUUGCAGCCUAUCUGCUGUGAAUGUGAGAUCGGGAAGACUAAGUCCAAGUCGGAAUUUCUACAGGGUGGGAGAAAAGGUUUUCAUCAGCUGCGAUGCAGGCUACUUCAUGGAGAAGGAGGAGGACAUGUGGAUAACAUGCACUGAAAACGGCAGAUGGAGCAAGAACUGGUUAGAGUGUUCUGUUGACUACGAGUUGAAACUAAGUAAUACGCUGCUUGAUUCGGAACGCUACUCUCCGCAAUUGGCCCCUAGCAGGGAACAUGUCGAAGUCAUUUUUGAAGCUGCUGUGGUGGAGAUAAUCGACGCCGACGAGAAGAACGAGAACAUGUUCGCAUCGAUCGCUUUCAGGCUGCAAUGGAAGGACGGCCGUCUGUCUUGGAACCCCACAGACUACGGCGACGGGAAAGAGAUUGUUGUGAGCUCGAAGAAAGUUUGGACCCCCGACAUUUAUCUCCGGCGAAAUGGCGACCCUAAAUUUAGCGACUUCCCCGAUGCACGUGUCACAAUCAACAGCGAUGGGUUGGUGAAGUGGGACAUCAUAGAUCUCUUAACAACAACGUGUGAUCUCGAACCAGCGCUGUUUCCUUUUGAUUCCAUGGAGUGUCCUGUGUGUCUGGGAGCAAAUACACGUGUGGAGAGGUUCUCCUGCGCGGAAACCCGUGACAACACGUCUGUUGAUGAGCAAAAGUCCCCCAUCGAAAAUUUCAUGAUUUGUGGGGAUGAGGAUGAGGAUGUGGUGGAUCAGUGGAAGGCACGAUGGACGAUUAAUGUACACGAAGGCGAAUUCGGCAAAGGUUGCAUCAACGUCCAGUUUGACCGCCUGCCGACGUUCCACUUCUGUACCACCCUGUCACCGCCCAUCAUUCUGUCUCUGCUCAUGUGUAUCACAUUUCUACUGCCGACUGAGAAGGGAGAUCGUCUUUCCUUCGGGAUGACGAUUCUGCUGUCCAUGGUGGUCUCUCUGGUCUUUAUCACAGAUGUUCUGCCGGCCAAGGGUUCUAUGCCUGUUGCAGCUGUGCUGAUCAUCGUGUACAUGUGCCUGAUGGGUGUGUUCCUCAUCGCCACCGUAAUAAACAUCAGGGUCAGCUCAAUGAAAAGAGAGCUCCACCCUCUUCUGAAGAAGGUGUUUCUCGUGUAUGUCGCUCGGCUCGUGCUCCUGGGGGACCUCACCCAGACAGAAGAUGGCCCCACACCUCGGAAAGUAGAAGAGGACAAAUCUGAGAUGGUGACUGACAUAACCGAAAAUGACACUAAACCAGCCGAAGUUGAGCCAAGCCAACUGAGGACAAAACAAGUCCUGAUGUCUCUUAAGGAGUCCGUGAAUGACCUUAGUACCGCCGUGGAGGCCAUGUCCACUAAGCCGUCGGGAGUAGGGAAGCCGGAUUGCAAGAAGCUCGCUCGGGUGUUUGACCGUAUCUGUUUCAUCUUGUAUGUGUCAGGUCUAAUCAUUGCGAUUCCUAUCGUGAGGUAUGCCGCUAGCGAGAACUAG
Messenger RNA from Branchiostoma belcheri (Belcher's lancelet), 5605 nucleotides. RefSeq lists its product as uncharacterized. Gene Ontology annotation, biological process: monoatomic ion transport. NCBI's taxonomy places the organism in Eukaryota, Metazoa, Chordata, Leptocardii, Amphioxiformes, Branchiostomatidae. Gene Ontology annotation, cellular component: membrane. The record is from RefSeq and is a predicted model, not a curated record. Gene Ontology annotation, molecular function: protein binding; extracellular ligand-gated monoatomic ion channel activity.